GUUCCCAGGUCGAGUUUGUGUGUUUGGGUCUGUUUUGGAUGGAGUCUAAUACCUCCUGAUCUUCUACUGGUCGAGUCAUUCUUUUGCUUUUUUUUUUGGUCAUGUCGUCUCUUCUGUCCUUCUUUGGCUGGGCGGUCCUUCCAAAUUACGUGACCUCCCUUGUCCAGAGCGUCUACUAUGGCCUCACCAUCCGCGCUGGUGAACCGCGCCCCCAGCCCGGCACGCCGCGCUACGCCCGUCACCGCCGUCGCAUCUACAUCCUCGUCGUGACCAGCUACCUCCUCUACACCCUCUACGAGACCUUCCAUCGCGUGCAAGUCGCCGGCGAUUUCUACCACGCCCUGGGCGUCUCCCCCCUCGCCGAUGAGCGCACCAUCAAGUCGCGCUUCCGCCGUCUCGCCGCCCAGCACCACCCGGACAAGCUGACCCGCGAUGGCGGCGCCGUCUCCGACGGUUACUUCGUCUAUCUGAAGUUGGCGCAGGACACGCUGCUGGACCCAGUCAAGCGGGCGGCCUACGACCUGUACGGCCCGGACAUGCUCAACUGGGGCGGCUCCAAGACCAUGCAGGAAUUCGUGUACGCGGGCGUGAUGCGGUCCGCGCCGCAGUAUGUCGUCGGACUGGUCGUGCUCGCGGUGGCCCAGGCUACGUAUUGGUCGGCAUGGGGGCGUUAUUGGCGCUACUUCACCUUUGCGGCUCUGAUGGUUCUCGAGUCGAUCCUUCUCACCCGUCCAGCGGCGCUGUUUAUCCCCGGCUCCUUCGUCAGUCCCUGGUUGCAAGGGCUGUUCGGGAUCUCCGAGCAGAACCCCGGCUUUUACCUCCUGCCGUUCCAGAUUCUGACCCUCGCCCAGCGCGCCUCCGUUACCAUGCACAUCUUCAUCUCGCAGGUCACGCCGCCCGAGAUCGCCAAACGGGUGUCCUCGCAAGCGCAGGACCAGAUCCAUCCGCAGACCGUGCAGAAGCUGAACCAGAUCGCGCAGCUCUCCCGGGCUACGGACGGGGAGACGACCCGGCUGAUGCAGUUGGGGUUCGCGCCGUUCAAGGGCGAUCGCGAGGGCGUGGCCGCGCUGCGGAAGGGGAUGAAGGAGGCGUUGGUGCUGGGGAGUGUGCGGUCCAGUCCGGAAGUGCAGAAGGCCGUGGCGGAGGUGAUCCAGCGGAAGAAGCAGGGCCAGACGAAUUAACAGUUGGGGUGCUGCGUCUUUCGGGCUUGUAUAGGGUUAAAUGUGGAUCGUGGGAGUGGGAUUGGGACAUGGAAUGUUAUUUUCUUGUGUAUUUAUUUAUUAUUUCCCUUUGCGUAUAUAAUGAAGUGUCUGGAUAUGAUGCGAGAAUGACG
Aspergillus heteromorphus CBS 117.55 is the source of this 1333-nucleotide messenger RNA. RefSeq names its product J domain-containing protein. Lineage: Eukaryota; Fungi; Ascomycota; Eurotiomycetes; Eurotiales; Aspergillaceae. The transcript is spliced from 3 exons. The record is from RefSeq and is a predicted model, not a curated record. Bases 102 to 1181 code for a protein of 359 amino acids.